AUGGCACGAACUGAUACUGAUGUUAUAAAAAUUUCGGAUCCACUAUCACCACCAUUAUUAACCGACGAUCCGGUAAAUUCACCUGGAACAUCAUCACUUUCCAACAAAUCAUUAGCAGUAUUAAGUGUUCCUCCAUGCCGCGUUUUUGGAACAACAGCCAACGGUUCAUCAAUCUGCUAUGAUUCGUCAUCGAUUGAUCUCGACUUAGACUUAAUGAUGAUCGACAACGACAAAUAG
Rotaria sp. Silwood2 is the source of this 237-nucleotide messenger RNA. Lineage: Eukaryota; Metazoa; Rotifera; Eurotatoria; Philodinida; Philodinidae. The record is from the annotation of a GenBank genome assembly.